AUGGCAAAAGGAAAUUGUGGAUUCGCAUUCUACGGAAAGUGUCCGGUUAACCAACUUCACACUGGAAUCUACAUUGUGGAAUUGGGCGAUGCAACAGUGAUCUCCCGUCAACGUCUCACCAACUCAUGCACUCGCUCGCCAUCAACCCACACUGUCAAAGACGCCGCUCCAUAUCCCAUCCACAUCACAUUCUGGAACCGUCUCCAAUCCCCAACACUAUCUCACCCAGCCGCCCACAAGAUCCAAACCGUCUCUACAUGCCCCAUCAACGUCAUUCGCCAUAACCAAACUCAAACCUCAAAUGCUCUAUCGCCCACAGUCCCAUGA
Caenorhabditis remanei is the source of this 327-nucleotide messenger RNA. RefSeq lists its product as uncharacterized. The record is from RefSeq and is a predicted model, not a curated record. The coding region runs from base 1 to 327 and encodes 108 amino acids. The transcript has 2 exons. Lineage: Eukaryota; Metazoa; Nematoda; Chromadorea; Rhabditida; Rhabditidae.